Molecule: messenger RNA, 2991 nt
Organism: Gadus chalcogrammus (walleye pollock)
Lineage: Eukaryota; Metazoa; Chordata; Actinopteri; Gadiformes; Gadidae
Product: synaptonemal complex protein 2-like
Exons: 24
Coding region: 14-2665 (883 amino acids)
Source: RefSeq, a predicted model, not a curated record
CCGACUGGACAAGAUGGUAACCAAGGUAACUAAGGUCCGACUGGACAAGAUGGUAGCUAAGGUCCGACUGGACAAGACGGUAACCAAGGUAACUAAGGUCCGACUGGACAAGAUGGUAACCAAGGUAACUAAGGUCCGACUGGACAAGAUGGUAGCUAAGGUCCGACUGGACAAGAUGGUAGCUAAGGUCCGACUGGACAAGAUGGUAACCAAGGUAGCUAAGGUCCGACUGGACAAGAUGGUAACCAAGGAGCUGGCUGAGGAGGGGUUCAUGAGCGCCACACUGCUGCUGAAGGCUCUAGGGCGCAUCUCGGAGAAGAAGGAAGACCUGCAUCAUCUGUUGGAGCACGGACUCGGACCGAAGGUGUUGUUCUGGUUUGAAACCGUCGGCGGACUCCUGGGUUCUGAGGGCUACCGAAACACCGGCCCUCUGCAGAACCUUGCAGAGGAGUUCUAUGACUACUUCCUGCUCCUUGGACAGCCUUCCCUUCACGUGUCAGCUUUCCUGCUCUCUACAAUACUCUCCCAGUUAGCCAGGCUGGUUUUGAAUCCGGUGAUCGCCUUCUCUCCCCGUUUAGAGGCUAUUAGGACAUACAACACUCUUCUAGAGUCUCUCAACAGAGAGGAAAGGAAACGGCUGCAAGUUGAUAUAAAUCAGCACAGAAUACUCGAUGAGCUUGCAGCUUCAAUUCUGACAGUGGGAGACUACGAGUUCCAGGUCAGCAUCUCGGAGGCACUAUGCCGCAUGACCCCCAAACAGGACAGAGAGCAGAGGGCGAAGGACUGGUUCUACGACCAGGAUAUCAUCGAUGCCUUCUGCCGGAUCCGAGACAAAGACUUUGAAGUGGACUGUCGAUUAUUCCUCAAUUAUAUCAACGGUUGCCAAGGAAACCAGAGGAGGGUUUAUACAUUUCCUUGUCGCCGAGCCUUCCUUGGAAAUACUGAGCUGUUUAGUCCAAAGGAUGACAAGCUGGACCGGUUCUGGAUCGACUUCAACCUGGGCUCAGAAUGCAUCAGCUUUUUCAUUGACGAUCAGCAGGGCUUUCUCUGGGUCUCAGUCCACCUCCCAAAGCAUGGGGUCGAAAGCUACACCCUCUACUCUCAACAAAACGAGCUCGACGAGGAGGAGACGGUGGUCCGCCUGGAGCUGAGCCGGCCGUUGGUCCACCUGAACAGCGGGGAGAUGCGGGUCCAGCUGUCCUUCAGCCCCCAGCACCACUCGCUCGUGCUGGAGGCCUUGGGCAAAGUGUUCGGCCCGCCACCGUCCCAGGAAACGCCGGGCUUUCUUCAAAUGAAGGACAGAGAGGAGGUCUUGACCCUCAGUCGAGGUGGCAGGACCUACUACAAGAAGAAACCGAAGAGCAAACUGAAGAUUCUCCCGCUUUCGUCCGCCAGCAGUGAAGACGGGUCUACUCCAUCAAGGCCUCUCUCUGCAAGCACUCCAAGCAAAGCAGAGAUUCUGUUCGACAAGAUUAUAAAAAUGCUUCCAAAAGACAAGACGCAGCCCUUACAGACUUUGAAUGACUCGGGUCUGACUGAAGGCUCUCGACCAGAGCUCAGUGCCGAGGGACCGGACCUGGACCCGGAGGGGACUGAGGACCGUGGCCUGGACCUACUGUGGAUUGAGGACCCUGGGCAGACCGAGGACAUCGACUUGGACCAAGAGUGGACUGAAGACCUAGGGCAGACCGCGGACAGUGGCGUGGGCCUAGAGAAGUCUGAGGACCGUGACCCGGAGCCAGGGCGGACUCGGGAGCCAGAGCGGACUCGGGAGCCAGGGCGGACUGCGGACAGUGGCGUGGGCCUGGAGCAGUCUGAGGACCGUGACCCGGAGCCAGGGCGAACUCGGGGGGAGCCAGGGCGGACCCGGGAGCCAGGGCGGACUGCGGACUCUGACUUGGACCCGGCGAGGACUACGACGAGGGGCCUGGACCCGGGGCGGACUACGAGCGGCCUGGACCCGAGGCAGACUGCGGACCCGGGGCGGACUGUGGUCCGUGACCUGGACCCGGGGCGGACUGUGGUCCGUGACCUGGACCCGAGGCGGACUGUGGACUGUGGAGACUGUGGCGUUUCUGUGAACCAGAACGUUCUCAACACUCCCAGGAAGAGGACGUCAUCCAGAACCGAACCACCAAUAGGGGCGUCUUGUCCCAAGAAGAAGGCGUGGUCUAUUCCUGUGGGGGAGGAGCCAGGCCCAUCACUCAAAGACGUUCCGGUCGAGGCCGGUUCAGACCAGCAGGCCAGCAUCGUGCCGGACUUCAACAACCUUACCAGACAGCUGCAGGACAGCAUGGCUGCCGCUACACAACGAUGCUGCCAGCGGGUUGAAGGUCAGGUGGUGGAGUCUUUCACAGAGGGCCAACAAAAUGUUUCUUCUCUGCUGAUGGCUGUACAGAAACACAGGCUGCGCCUGCUCCAGAGGUUUGAGAGGAGGGUGGUGGACGAAAUGAGGCAACUGCAGGAAAGAUUUCAAAGCCUUUCAAACAUGGAGACCGAGUUACUGAGCUUCGUAAGAACCGAAAUGCAGUCUUUGGCUUCGUUCUGCGACCGACAGCAGAGUGGGCUGGCGUCCCUGGAUUAUAAAAACCAAGACGAAGAGGACGAAGAGGACGGCGUGGAGAGGAAGAAUGGAGGAGAGGGCACAGACACUGAAGAGGCCUAGAGUUCAGCACAGACCUCCAACUAGUUAUCAAAUAGUUUGAUUGGUUAUCCACAAUGAUAAAAUAGUUCUCCAUCGUCACGUUAACUGAAUUCUCCACCUUCAUCAUUUCGAAAAAAAAAAAAUGAUUUGUUUUCUCUGCUUAUAAAUGUGUUUACAGUUCGGAAUCUGUCUCCUAUGUGAGUUGCCUCUAAAGUAACAGAAGUGACUCCAACCCUGUCGUUCGGUCCACUGCAAAUUUUGUGGAAAUAAAUAAUUCCUCAUGGACUGUAAUACAGCCUCUGCAACACUACAUGGCAGUGUUUCACGGGCUGAAGAUGUAAUGCCGC